AGAGCACGCGUCCUCCGAAACUUCAGUGCAAAACGCGCGCUCGAACUCGAAGGAUCCUCCACUUGACAGAGAAGAGAAAGAGAGAAAGGGGUGGAAAAGGAGACGGAGAAGAUCCUGUUGUUCGUACGGGAUCUCUCGAUGCGACGCUCAACAGUUCUAGGGUGAUCCCCUGUGUGUCUCUGUCCGACUUGUGAUUUGUCGCGAUUUCGGUGUUCUUCGUCCGGGGAUCUUGAAGAAAAUGUGGGGUCGCGAAAUAAUUCUCGUAAUAUCUUUCGCGCUCAUAGCGCUCGGAACUGCGACGAAAUGUCCGAAGAGAAAAAUGUCGCCAGUCCGAGAAAUUCUCUGCUACACUUCCGCCCUCGAAGCUGAACCACUGGCCGACUCCAUAUGCGGCUGCACCACUCUAAUGCAUCAGCAUCAUGACGUGCGAAAUCUCUCGGUUUCCAAUAUUGUCGAAUUGCAAAAGUCCUUAAAAGAGAUGCAUCCGUCUCUUCAAUUUGUAAUCUCUAUAUACGAUCCCGAAAUGACGCUCAGAACUUCCGCCAUGGUUCGACAGGAAGCUAUCGCUCAGAUUAUUGCUGUUAUUCAAGAGGUGGAUGGCGUGGAAUUGAAUGUGACAGCAGGUUCCAAAGAGCGUCUUUACAAUUUCGUCAAAAGUCUGAAAGACGAAAUGAUACGAAAAUCUUACGACAAAAGGAUUUUCCUAGCUUUACCCAGUAAACCGGAGGAUCUGGCUAAGCAGAUUGAUAUUAAAGAACUCGUAAAAUAUAUCGAUCUAUUUACGUUAUCGACGGAUUAUUUGACGGAUGAGGACGGAGCCUUCGUCACUUUUCAUCCCUCGCGUUUGAUGGGGCUCUUCGACGUACUAAAUACGGAUAGUUUGGUGGAUUUGAUAAGCGAAUUAGGUGCACCCAAACAGAAGCUUAUGAUAACUUUGCCAGCUAGCGCAUACAGAUUCUCUUUGAAGAAUGAGGUCGAGAACGCUCCUAGAUCGCAAACCACGGUAAAGGAACCCACAGCCAUCGAUCGUAAACAGCUUUGCGAUGCCAUGAAUGAUGGGGAAUGGACCGUGGAACGAGAUGAAGAUCUCACGGCGCCUUAUGCGUUUCAAAACAAAACAUGGAUCGCUUUCGAGGAUAAGAUCUCGGUUGGAAUAAAGACAAAAUACGCGUUGCUGCGAGAUUUGGCGGGUUUAGCGGUAAGAAACAUAGAAGACGACAUAAAAACCGAAUGCGAGGAGCCACUCACGGAGGAAAUACGGCGUUCUUUCACGGAGUUUAGAAGAAAAUCGCGACAGGCCGUACUGAACGAAUUGGAAGACGAGCUCCAUCAAAUUCAAUUCUCGUAUCCUAGUCGAGCGAAAACGUCCAGCUACCGCGUGGUUCGUGUAGUAGAUACUGAGGGACACAUUAGAGCUGUUCGCGAGAACACGCAGACCGAGUUUGUCUGUAGAAGACAAGGUUACUUUGUUCAUCCCAAGAGUUGCAACAGAUUCUAUCGCUGCGUGAAAUUCAAUCAAGCGAUAGAGGACUACUCCGUCUUCGAAUUCGACUGUCCGGCCGGUUUAUCAUUCGAUGAGCGAACCGAGGUCUGCGUCUGGCCGGGUUCCUUGCCUCAGGGUUCACCCUGUCCUGGUAGCAGCGAGAUUGCUCCGGUUGCACCGAAGAGAUUCGAAUGCUCUCAACCUGGUUAUUAUGCAGAUCCGCAAAACUGUCGCUGGUUCUUCGCUUGCAUGGAUCUGGGCGAGUCGGAGUUAAUGGCGUUCGAGUUUCGCUGUCCUUAUGGCCUGGUGUUUGACGAAAGAAGAUUAAUAUGCGAAUGGCCCUGGCUGGUCCCGGCUUGCUCGGAAUCUGGAUCGGCUUACACCAGGACGGAAUACAAUUACGGAGGAUACACCGUAGCGGGAAGUUCUUCGGGAAGCGCUGUCGGUGGUGGUUAUAUCACAGGUGGUUUACCGGAAUACUCCGUCACGGGUCCCUCUAACAUAGACUAUUCCAAAACGACCGGCGUCCAUGGAGUGAACUUUGCAGGAUCCACCGCGGAAUAUUUCGGUAAACAUACUUCCGGUGCCGGCGCGGUUUCCGGGGGAUAUGCAGGAUCGGCUGGUCCAAUCGGUAUCGAUUAUUCUAAACCGAGCGGAUACGGAAGCACGAUAUCUUCUAUACCGACGUAUACUGGAUCGUCUGGUAUACAGGUCGGUUCGAUAUCUCCUGGUACCAUCGCUGAAAGUAAUAGAGAAUAUUCUGGGUCCAGUAGUAAAAUUGGCGAUGCCGGAUAUACCGCAUCUACCGGAUACAGAGCCGAUGGAGGAUACUCUGGUGGAUAUACCGGAGGAAUUGCUACAGGUUUCUCUGGAUCUGCGACGGGAGGAUAUUUCGGAAACGUUGACGGAAGUCAUUUGACAACAGGUGCAACUUAUACGGGCAGACCUCCGAGUUAUUUGGCAUCCUCAGCAUCACCCGGAUCAUCCGUCAAUAUUCGUGUAGAUUCCACUGGUUCUAAAUACGACGGUUCAGCAAAUCUAUAUACAGGCUCCGGUGCGUUUAGUGCUGAUGGUUACUCGGGUUCUACCGGCACUUAUUCAGGAGCUCAACCUGGAGGUCAGCCGUUCGAUAGAACCGGCUCGUCGUUUGGAAUUCAAUCGUCUCAUCCCGGAGCUGUCGGAGGAUCGACAAGAAUAUAUGAAGGACCGACUGGAUAUUCUACGAGCGGAAUUUUGCAAGGUUCGACAAGCUCAGGUCGAGUGUCAGCGACUGGUUUCGGUAGCGACGUCUCGAAAUCCGUAACUUCAGGAAUUUCUUCCGUCUCCGGGCAUACGAUUGCUGAGGACGGACAUUUUGUAAGCGGUGGUGUAUCAUCUUCUGGAGUAAUCGGCGGUACCUCGACAAGAACAAGAUACGACGAGGAAGGAUAUACAGUUCCUGUGUUCUUAGUACAUGGAGAACCGACUUAUCCUUUGCUCAGAGCAGAAGAUGGAGUGAGAGAUCGUACUGAAACGCCAGAUUACAGGAGACCCGAUUUUGCGAGACCUAGUUUGAACGUUAGCAUUUUUGGCAAUGAAGUUCCUACCGGUUACGAUGUUCGAAAAGAUGAAAUCGGUGCGUUCGUGACUGGUAGCGACGUACGAGGUACUUUUAGCGGUGGUUCUACUUCGGGGGCUGCUUUCAAUUAUGGAAAUGUUCCCGGUGCGAUCUCGUCUCCUGCCGUUAGUCAAGGUACUGUUUUAACAGGAGGAGGACAACCUGGAUAUAUCGGGGCUUCCGGAACAUCAGGAUACGUGAAUAGAGACGAGCUGCAAACCGUAAAUGUCGAAUCAGCUAGACCGGGAACUUUAAUAUACGGCUCGCCGACUCCUUCAAUUUCCGUGCCUUCUUCGACGUUCGGUGGCAUCGCCCCGGGAAUUUCUGGACAUACCGCUCCUGGAGGAUACAUAGGAAGUUCCGUUCGACCAGGAUUCGUCGAGAGUUCAACCGGUAAAGCGUACGUGUCGCAAGCAGGAACAAUUUAUCGCGGCGGUGCCGAAACAGGAGGAUGCUCAGGCAGUUCUUCAAGUGGAAGGUUGACACCGACGGGUCCUCAGGGUUUCAAAACUGAUGGCGGAUGCGGCAUCGAUGCAGGCAAAUAUUCGGAAAAUGACCUGCCGGAUUAUAGACCGACCAGCGCCACUCUUCCAGAGUCUAUCAUUCCUGGAGGUAGAAUAGAAGGUGGUGUUAUUUUUGGAUCUACCUCAUCACAAGGUGCGACCAGUGCUGCGCCAGAAUAUCCUCGACCUACAUCGGCCGUUUUCACACCGAGUGGAUUUACGAAAACCGGCGCAACCAGGACAGGUAUAACCACUGCCAUCCUCGGAGGUGGUGGUAGCUUCUCAGUAAGCACGAGCGAACGCCGACCUGCUUGGAAUGAAGAAAAUAUCAGUGAAAAAGCAUUCGAGGGUAAUGUUGCUGGAUAUACGAAGACAUCGUCUAUUAGCAACACUGCUGGCUUGUCUGUUACCUUAACUCCACCUGGCUAUUCUUCAACAACUCCACCGAGUCGUGUCAUUCCACUAUCAGAUACGUCCGGCUACUCGUAUCCUCCACCUGGCUAUUCUUCAACUCCACCGAGUCGUGUCACUGCACAAUCAGAUACUUCCGGUUACUCGUAUCCCCCACCUGGCUAUUCUUCAACAACUCCACCGAGUCGUGUCAUUGCACAAUUAGAUACGUCCGGCUACUCGUAUCCUCCACCUGGCUAUUCUUCAACUCCACCGAGUCGUGUCACUGCACAAUCAGAUACUUCCGGCUACUCGUAUCCCCCACCUGGCUAUUCUUCAACAACUCCACCGAGUCGUGUCAUUGCACAAUCAGAUACGUCCGGCUACUCGUAUCCUCCACCUGGCUAUUCUUCAACUCCACCGAGUCGUGUCACUGCACAAUCAGAUACUUCCGGUUACUCGUAUUCCCCACCUGGCUAUUCUUCAACAACUCCACCGAGUCGUGUCAUUGCACAAUCAGAUACUUCCGGCUACUCGUAUCCUCCACCUGGAUAUUCUUCAACUCCACCGAGUCGUGUCACUGCACAAUCAGAUACUUCCGGCUACUCGUAUCCCCGACCUGGCUAUUCUUCAACAACUCCACCGAGUCGUGUCAUUGCACAAUCAGAUACUUCCGGCUACUCGUAUCCUCCACCUGGCUAUUCUUCAACUCCACCGAGUCGUGUCACUGCACAAUCAGAUACUUCUGGUUACUCGUAUCCUUCGCCUGGAUAUUCUUCAACUCCACCAAGUCGUGUCAUUGCACAAUCAGAUACUUCCGGUUACUCGUAUCCUUCGCCUGGAUAUUCUUCAACAACUCCACCGAGUCGUGUCACUGUACAGUCAGCUACUUCCGGUUACUCGUAUCCUAAACCAAACGUUCAGCUUGGAAUUAAUGGCGCGACGUCAUCGAUUUCACCGAUUGAGAGUAAUUUACCGAUUUCAUCGCCCAGGCCGUUCUCAAGCAAUGUCUACGACGAAUCAUCGAGCAGCACUGCCAGCGUAACGUUCGGAUCUAGAAUACCAACUCAGCCGACCAAUCACCGCUUCUCAACCCCGGUCUCGUCCGUAGUUUAUUCUACUGAAAGUCCAGAGAUUUAUAAAACGACCCUCUUUGAAGCAGCUAAGAUUCCAGUAGCUGUGCCGACUGUUAGACCUGUCGACACCGGUUACAGGACUAGACCUUCAAAUAUCCCAGUCGCAACCGACGAGCAGUUUAUUCAACAAACUGAUUCGAGCGGCAAGAAGGAUUAUGGUGCUUCUUUAUCUUCCGAAUAUCUUCCAGCAAAGCCGACUAAGCCUGGUGUGUUCACGUCCACCGCGAGAUACGACGUACCUGCGACAACUGUGCGGCCAGGAAUAACGUACAAGAGACCUUCAUCGUACGAAGGUUCUUUGAUCACGCCUACCACGUACAGACCUUCCAAUUAUUACGUCGGUCAAGGUUUCUCGACGGCAUCCUCCGCAGGAAGGACUCCUGGCGGUGGUUCUCCGACAAGCCUGGGUAUUUCGAGAGACAAGAUUGAUAAAUUGAUUACAAACUACGACAGAGGUACUGCAAAGUAUGUGCCAAACGCGUACAAUACCAUCACGGCCCCUUCCAUUUCGACGACAUCCUCGUACGAAGUCACCACAAAGUCCCCAGAAGGCAAGGGCAAGGUCAUUGUGAAGUGGAGCGAUCUACAUCCUCUUCUUCUAGGCAAACUCGGAGCUGAGUGUACAUGCAAAGCCGAUCCUUUCGCCAAUCUUCGCGGCCCGGUGAGGAAGUUGAUCGACUCUUCGAAGGGCAAGGUGGAUCUCGCCAAUUACGACGAAUCCAACAUCUACGUCGAUUUUGAGAAGAACUACGGCUCUUCCGAGGAGGACAAUUACCACAACGAAUAUGACAGUUUUCCGGAUCAACCCUAUAAAAUUAGUCCGAUCGAAACGACGACGAGCAUCCCUCCGUCGUCUUCUUACUUACCCGUGUCUUCGACGACGAUCAGAACGAGAGAUUUCCGUCCAACAAGUGACGCACCCUUCCAGCUUAAUCUUCGAACUGGCAAGAAACUGAAGGACUUCGAGCCACCACCGAUCGCUCAAGAUCUAGAAGACGAUGAUCCCGAUCAAAUAAUCAACGGCGCCACCGACUGCGCCAGGCCAGGCCUCUUCAGACAUCCCAGUCUCUGUAAUAAGUUCUACGCCUGUCAUUGGGACCAGUGGAAGAAGAAAUUCACGCUUCACAUCUUCAAUUGUCCGAUCCACUUGACGUUCGACACAAAAGCGAGCGCGUGCAAUUGGCCGAGUAAGGGCCCAGCUUGCCAAGCCGACAAUCUAUUAGUGGUGGUGUGGGCGGUGCUGAUAUUGGCAGUGGUCGCGUUCACGGAUGCUGCGGUACCAGAUCCACCGGAAAACUCUGGCAUCACUACGAUCGGUUCCAAAAAGCUGGCGACCGCCGCCGACUGCGCCGGGGUCGUCGCCUUCUCUGCCACUCAAGGCUCGGUGAAUGAAGCUAGACUCGUCCUCGCCGAGACUCUGGUGGACAAAGGAGUCGGCUACGCGGCGGAGACGGGCAUCUUCACCACUCAUUGUCCAGGCCUCUACCAAUUUAGCUUCGCCGGCUACGGUAGCACGGACCUGCGGUUGACGUUGAAGCGUAAGUUGAACAAGUCCGAUAGCUGGAGAACAGUUGUCAGCGCUGGACCAAACGGAGGAAGCAAUCUGGUCCUGUUGGACGUCGAAGCCGGCGAUCAGCUUGCUGUCUUCGUCGAGUCCGGGAAGAUCUCUGAUGGGGCUACCUUUACGGGGCAUCGCGUUUACAAAAGAUAAGCUGGACCGUUUAAAUCUUCAAUGACAUAUCAGGCUGAUCAUUGUUAUGCAAAAAGCGAAAUUAAAGUACAAAUCCGUGAUACAAUGUAAUAAUAUUUUACUAAAUUAGAAUUUUCUGUUUAAACACGAAAAACGUCGAAUUUUAUGAGAUUAUCUUUCUCACAAGUCUUUAGUAAUUAUUAAAUAAAUCAAUCUUUGAAAAAUUAAAUUUUUAAUCAAGUUGCAGAUUGGAAAAUUAAGAUUAUACGCGAUAAACAAAAAUGAAGAUAAUGUCAGACUCUUGAAUUGAGAAAUUCUCAAUUUUUAUACAUAUAUACAUAUUUUUAUACAUAAAGGCAUCCGAAAAAAUUAAAACGCUUUUGCAAAAUCCAAGUACUGUUAUAAAUAUCAAUGUUAUUUCAUUUAAAAAGUUUUCUUGUGUGCCGAAAUAGAGUUUGUAAUUCGUGAUUCUAAAACUUUUCACGAUAAAUUUAAUAUUUUGUGAUAAAUGUUUCUCUCCGCUCUCAAAAUUUUAUUGAUCGAAUAAUUUUUAGACAAGAAGUAAAAACAAAUUUUUAAUUCUUUAAAUCAAUACAGAUUUUUUUCAGUUUUUCCGUCUAUUACUUCUUCCAUUUUGCUUUCUAGUUUUCUUCUUCACACUAACUUUCCCCUCGUUUUUCUCAGCUUGUUUUUCUCGUUAUUAAAAAUUAACGCAAUUAACAGAUCAACUUUCUCCGUUCAAUUAAGUUACUAUUUUUCUUUCUAUAUUUUCUUUUAUUAUUUAUGUAUCUCUAAUACUUUCUCUAGUCUUAAUUGUUCUCUAUUGUUUCGUUGUGUUCUCUUUUGAGAAAUUGUUUUUCUUCUCAACUCUAUAUUUUUACUGUCUGUUACAAAUUUUAUUUCUCCUUGUUUCAUAUUUUUUCUUCUAUCUCUUGUGCUUUCUUUUAGGAUAUUUCUCUUUAGAAAUAUUCUUAAAUAUUAUUAAAAUUAUCGUAUUUUUACUCUCUUGUUGCUUCUGUGAUUUCAUUUCUCUAUCAUUAUUCUAUCGUUAUUUUUUUUUAAAUUUAUUGUUCUUAUUUCUCUAUCUUCUUCUAGUCUAUCUUUUCUUCAGAGCUUAUGUGCUUUUUGCCAAAUUUCUUUUACUCUUUUUCUCUUGUAAUAUAAUUUUUCUCCUUUCAAUUUCAUUUUCUACUUCCGAUUUAAUCUGUGCAUCUUCUAUCGUUUAUUUCUUUUUUGUCUUUGUCUAUCUACCUACUUAUCUAUUUUAUCUAUCGAUCUAUUUCUAUCUCUCUUUCUAUCUUUUUCACUCUGCUGUUCAUUUGCUGUUACAGCAGUUACGUCGGAGAGAAGAAUCGUAAAAUUGGCAAAAAGAGUUAAAAUAAAAAAUAAAAAAUGUAUGAUAACGAAAAAAGAGGAAAGAUAACGAUUAUAAGAAUACUAAAUAUAUACUACAUGAUAAAAGAGAACGUGUGCAUCUAUGGCGAACAGUGCGAUUUAUUUUUUUACGAAUUAUUUUAUAAAUGUAAGAAAUGUUAACAAUAUGAAUAAAAUUGUGUAUACGCACAUAAUUUCAUAACUUUCCUACAAAAAUAUUCCUAAAAGCCAAUCACACUCUCCACUCUGAUAUAAUCUGAUAUCACAUAAUAAAUUUCUCUGGAAAACA
Nylanderia fulva is the source of this 8462-nucleotide messenger RNA. RefSeq lists its product as uncharacterized. The record is from RefSeq and is a predicted model, not a curated record. NCBI's taxonomy places the organism in Eukaryota, Metazoa, Arthropoda, Insecta, Hymenoptera, Formicidae. Gene Ontology annotation, biological process: chitin catabolic process; carbohydrate metabolic process. Gene Ontology annotation, cellular component: extracellular region. Gene Ontology annotation, molecular function: chitin binding; chitinase activity.